Messenger RNA from Perognathus longimembris pacificus (Pacific pocket mouse), 3297 nucleotides. RefSeq names its product nephronectin (gene Npnt). Gene Ontology annotation, cellular component: membrane. The record is from RefSeq and is a predicted model, not a curated record. Gene Ontology annotation, molecular function: calcium ion binding. NCBI's taxonomy places the organism in Eukaryota, Metazoa, Chordata, Mammalia, Rodentia, Heteromyidae. Bases 209 to 2056 code for a protein of 615 amino acids. The transcript has 14 exons.
CCGCGCUGCAGACCUGCGCCGCGCAGCCCGCCGCACAGUGGCCGCGGCAGCCGCGGCGGAGGCGACUGGGGGUUCCCGGGGUUUGCAGUUCUCUUCGGGGAGCCGAGGAGGAAGCACCCCCUAUCCCCCCAGUGCCCAGCACCGUGCACCCCAAGCUGUGCCUGGCGCGCGGCUCUGCCCCGCGGCCGCUCGGGCCUCCCCGGCCGGCAUGGAUUUCCUCGCGGCGCUCGCGCUCCUGUGCUCGCUCUACCUGCCCGCCGCCGCCGAGUUCGACGGGAGGUGGCCCCGGCAAAUAGUGUCCUCCAUUGGCCUUUGUCGGUAUGGAGGGAGGAUUGACUGCUGCUGGGGCUGGGCUCGCCAGUCCUGGGGACAUUGUCAACCUUUCUACGUCUUAAGGCAGAGAAUAGCAAGGAUAAGGUGCCAGCUCAAAGCUGUAUGUCAACCUCAGUGUAAACAUGGAGAAUGUAUUGGGCCCAACAAGUGCAAGUGUCAUCCUGGCUAUGCUGGAAAAACCUGCAACCAAGACGAACCCUUCUACCCAACUUCUUUUGACCAAGGCAGAGAUCAGCCUGUUUUCCAACCCUUGGAUCAUCAAGCCACAAGUUUACCUUCAAGGGAUCUGAACGAAUGUGGCCUGAAGCCCCGGCCGUGUAAGCACAGGUGCAUGAACACCUUCGGCAGCUACAAGUGCUAUUGUCUCAACGGAUAUAUGCUUAUGCCGGAUGGCUCCUGCUCAAGUGCACUAACGUGCUCCAUGGCAAACUGUCAGUAUGGCUGUGAUGUGGUGAAAGGACAAGUCCGAUGCCAGUGCCCGUCCCCUGGCCUGCAGCUGGCCCCUGACGGCAGGACCUGUGUGGAUGUUGAUGAAUGUGCUACAGGGAAAGUCUCCUGCCCCAGAUUUAGGCAGUGUGUCAACACUUUUGGAAGUUACAUCUGCAAGUGUCAUAAAGGCUUCGACCUCAUGUACAUCGGAGGCAAAUACCAAUGUCACGAUGUAGAUGAAUGCUCUCUUGGUCAGCAUCAGUGCAGCAGUUUUGCUCAAUGUUACAACAUACAUGGAUCCUACCAGUGUAAAUGUAAAGAUGGCUAUGAAGGCGAUGGAUGGAACUGUGUGUAUAUCCCCAGAGUCAUGAUUGAACCAUCAGGUCCAAUGCAUGUACCGAAGGGAAAUGAUACGGGUUUAAAGGGUGAUGGAGGACACACUAAUUGGAUUCCUGAUGUUGGAAGUUCUAGGUGGCCACCGAAGACACCAUAUAUUCCUCCUGUCAUUACCAGCAGGCCCACUUCUAAACCAACAACAAGACCUACACCAAAGCCAACUCGACAACCUACUCCACCCCCACCACCACCACCCUUCCCCACAGAGUUCCUAACACCUCCACCUCCACCUCCACCAACCCCGGAAAGGCCAUCCACCAGAGUGACAACCAUAAUGCCAACUACCAGUACAUCAAGAGGGAUCACAGUGGACAACAGGAUCCAAACAGAUCCUCAGAAACCCAGAGGGGAUGUGUUCAUUCCACGACAGCCGUCGAAUGACUUAUUUGAAAUAUUUGAAAUAGAAAGAGGAAUCAGUGCAGACGAUGAGGCAAAGGACGAUCCAGGUGUUCUGGUACACAGCUGUAAUUUUGACCAUGGACUUUGUGGAUGGAUCAGGGAAAAAGACAGUGACUUACACUGGGAACCAAUCAGGGACCCAGCAGGUGGACAGUAUCUGACUGUGUCGGCAGCCAAGGCCCCAGGGGGAAAAGCCGCUCGCUUGGUGCUACCUCUGGGCCACCUCAUGCAAUCAGGGGACCUGUGCCUGUCGUUCAGGCACAAGGUGACGGGGCUGCAUUCCGGCACACUGCAGGUGUUUGUGAGGAAGCACGGUGCCCAUGGGGCAGCCCUGUGGGGAAGAAACGGAGGCCAUGGCUGGAGGCAGACACACCUCACCUUGCGAGGGGCUGACAUCAAGAGCGUCAUCUUCAAAGGUGAAAAGAGGCGUGGUCACACUGGGGAGAUUGGAUUGGAUGAUGUGAGCUUGAAAAAAGGCCACUGCUCAGAAGAACGCUAAACAACUCCAGAACUAGCAAUGAACUCUGUGUUGUUCCCUCUUCUUUUUCCAAUGCUCACGUUCUAUUCUCUCUUCCCUCUUUAUCAGGCCCAGGGGAAGAGUGGGUCAGUGGUUCAGGAGGAAGCAUUACCCUGCUUUUGUGCAAUCCCAAUGAACAAUAACCCCUUCAUCCUUCAGACACAGGGGCAUCUGUAACCAUGUCCAAGACAUUUGGGGUGUUGCCUUCCGUGUUGUGUUUCCUUUAAGAAGGCCUUUGAUGUACAUGAUGACCUGUAUUGUCCUUCAUCCUGGUUUGUUCUUUGUAGCAAAUUAUGGGAGAAGCAUUCAAAAGGAAUCUGUGCAACUAGCCAUUGUUAUCUGUUCAGUGUUGUACCAAGAGUAGUGUUGACUUUCAGAUAGGAUGUACAGUACACUUGUGAGAUUGAUCUAUUCUCCUCAUGCCUGGCCUGACCUGAACUCUGACUUUUACUGCCAUUUCACUUCAUAAAGGAAGGGUGUGUAUAACAUAUCAAAACCCAUUUACUCUUGUUACCUGUUAUUUUUCUUUCAAAGACAAAUUAUGUAGAACGGGCAUGCAAUCCCCUCGUUAGUAUUACAGUGUUUUGUGUACGUGUGCUAAUAAUAUUAAGUAUUUACAUGUUCCUAAUAUUUACAGACUCUAGUUGCAAGGUCAAAGGCAGCUUGUGAUUGCUUGAGUUUAAAAUUAUAUGGUGAAAUCUCCUCCAGUUCCACAGCGUCAUGUUGGCAGCUGGAGAGAGCCAGCAGGCAUGUCAGGUUGUGGCUUUGGAAUGAUGGAUUUUGGUUAACUGGCCUUGAGUGUGAUCUCUACCCAGGGAAGUAAAUUAUUUAGGGAGACAAGGAACUGCAGUUACUAUAGAGCCCUUCACUGUUUCACAUUAGACUUCCACACCAAAAGCUUGUGCCCUCCUAACACAGCUCUACCUGGUCAUCUCUAGGCAGCUUGGUAACUGUUGUGGUUGUUUCAGAGGAACGAUCCUAGCUAUGAAGGCCAGGGGAGAGGAAUUGUAGCCUAAGCUCCACUGGGACCAUUGGCAUACUAAAUUUUAAAUGGCUACAAGUUUCAGCCAGUGAAGCUCCUCACUUAGACACUGUGUCCAGUUAAAGAGGAAACAGGUCCUAUGCACAGAGGCACUGGAUGCGCUGGGGUGAGAUUCCCACACUCGACUUCUUCUGUUUGUGCACUCCAGCUGUGUUCUUCUUGCACAUUUCACUUUUCUAUU